This is a messenger RNA of Oncorhynchus keta (chum salmon), 10631 nucleotides long. Its product is annotated as unconventional myosin-XVI. The record is from RefSeq and is a predicted model, not a curated record. The transcript is spliced from 35 exons. Gene Ontology annotation, biological process: phosphatidylinositol 3-kinase/protein kinase B signal transduction; neuron projection morphogenesis; negative regulation of G1/S transition of mitotic cell cycle. The coding region runs from base 1224 to 7025 and encodes 1933 amino acids. Gene Ontology annotation, cellular component: perinuclear region of cytoplasm; nucleoplasm; myosin complex. Gene Ontology annotation, molecular function: actin filament binding; cytoskeletal motor activity; ATP binding. NCBI's taxonomy places the organism in Eukaryota, Metazoa, Chordata, Actinopteri, Salmoniformes, Salmonidae.
CGCCUGAAGGUACCGCGUUCAUCUGUAGAAGCAAUAGUACGCAAGUAUAAAAAUCAUGGGACCACGCAGCCGUCAUACUGCUCAGGAAGGAGAUGCGUUCUGUCUCCUAGAGACGAACCUACUUUGGUGAGAAAAGUGCAAAUCAAUCCCAGAACAACAGCAAAGGACCUUGUGAAGAUGCUGGAGGUAACAGGUACAAAAGUAUCUAUAUCCACAGUAAAAUAAGUCCUGUCGAUAUAACCUGAAAGGCCCCUCAGCAAGGAAGAAGUCACUGCUCCAGAACUUACUUACUUAUUUUCCACCAUUAAAAAUCCUACAAUGUGAUUUUCCCAAUUUUUUUUCUCAUUUCGUCUGUCAUAGUUGAAGUGUACCUAUGAUGAAAAUUACAGGCCUCUCUCAUCUUUUUAAGUGGGAGAACUUGCACAAUUGUUGGCUGACUAAAUCAUGUUUUGCCCCACUGUAUAUGUUUUUGUUCUUGGUUCUUUGUUAUAUGGCCAUUUUGAACAGGUAUAUUUUUGUGUUGUUGUUUGGUGUGUUCCAAUUUUCCCAGAAGUCAGUAGAUUCUAUGGAUUCUUCAAUCACAUUGAGCUGUUUUUUGACAUGCGGUUCCAUAUUUCUUCCGUUCUUUUUCUUACUGUAUUCCGGUAUCGAUUUAAUGUUUCCACAUAGUAAAAGCGCAGGUUUUCUGGGUGUCUGUGUUUUGGUUGGGAAGGUUGCUUGGUUUCGGUCUAAGGUUUUUGCAUUCUUCAUCAAACAAUUUCUCAGAUUUUCUGCAUGAAUUUAUAUUUGAUAUGAUAUGCCUCUCUCUCUCUUUGGUACUCCUUCUGUCUAUUCCCCCAUCUUCCACACUCACCCACAUGCUUACGGCUUCGCUCUCUCUCUCGCUCUGUCUCUAUCUCUCUCUCUGCUGAGCAGGGACUCUGAUGGGUUAGUAGUGGUGGUUCUUAGCCUAUGGGAGUAGAUGCAGAGAGAGCUGUUACAGGGGGAGCACUCUCUCUCUCGCUCAUUCACUCACACUCUCUCUAUUUCACCCACUCUCUCAUGCACUUUCUCUCUCUCGCUCUUGCUCUCUAGCUCUAUCGCUCUCUCACCGUGUUCAUCUCUUUGGAGAAGCUACCAGCUAGUUCCUGGAUUGUAAUUCCCACCUGGAGAGAAGCAUCGAGCAGCGCACGGAUCUGUCACUAUGAGGUUGUUUUCAGCUAUGUAACGUGUUUCGUCAGAACAUGGAGAUCGACCAGUGUCUGCUGGAGUCUCUCCCGUUUGGCCAGCGCCAGCGUCUGGUCAGGAGGAUGCGCUGUGACCAAAUCAGGGAGUACUAUGAGCGGGAGAAGACCUUGCAGAAACUGGGAGGAGGAGUCAAGGUAAACGCCCCGCCUACCAGCCACAUGAAGAGACACAGCAUUCGCUUCAGCCUCGGUGACAUCAUACAGGACGCCAUCGUACGCCACGACGACAAAGAAGUGCUGCGUCUACUGAAGGAGAGAGCUGACCCCAACACACCUAUCUCCUCUGGAGGAUCUCUUCUACACCUGUGUGCUCGUCAUGACAAUGUGUUUGCGGCUGAGGUUCUGAUCGAGCGAGGGUUAAACGUCAACCUGCAGGAUGAGGACCUCUGGACAGCCCUGCACAUAGCGUGUGUGUGUGACCACGCCGACAUGGUGCUGCUACUACUGCUGACUGGGGUGAAUGUUCUACUUCAGGAUGUGAAUGGAAACAUUCCACUGGACUACGCCACAGAGGGAACCGAGACCAGCUACAUCCUCCGAAAACACCUAGAGGAAAACGGUAUAGAUGUGUUGUCCAUGCACACCAUGCGUACUCAGAGGCCCAGCACCAUGUUGUCUGAUGUUCGACAGCUGGUCUCCAGCGGGGUCAGUCUCAACCAACGCAACAGCGACGGGGUUACUUUACUCCACAUAGCGUGUGCUAGUGGCUACAAGGAUGUGGUGUCUGUGCUGCUGGAGCACGGGGCGGAUCCUCAGCCCUCCGACAACGGCUAUUGGACACCUCUCCACCUGGCUGCCAAAUAUGGACAGACAAGCAUCGUUAGCCAGCUGCUGAAGCACAGAGCAGACCCAACUCUCCUGAACUGCAACCAAGACAAGCCCUCAGGCAUAGCAGCAUCUGACCCCAUCAUGGCUAUGCUGCUGAGAGCAGAGGAAUGCUGGGUAGAGAGACUGAAGGACCCCUCUGUCCCCACGCCCCCUUCAGACGAGCGCUACGAUGGAGGCGCACACGACCACACCAUCCUCGUCAAGAACCUAACCCCCCUGUCCAUGUCCCUCUCUAAGAGGGACAGUCUGUUGGAGAGGUGUGCCAUGUUCAGUGAGGUGGGAGGGGGGCUGAGCAGACAACCCUCACUGGACAACGGUCUGGAUGGACCUACAGGACCCUACAGCAAACUAGAGCAGGUGAAGCUGAUGCCUCCAGCACCUAAUGAUGACCUUGCGUCUCUCAGUGAACUCACAAACAGCAGCCUGCUCUACGAGAUGCAGAAACGCUUUGGCAAUGACCAGAUUUAUACCUACAUCGGGCACAUUCUCCUCCUGGUCAAUCCUAACAAAGAGCUCCCCAUUUACUCUUCACUGGUGAGUCAGUUGUAUCUGAGUUCUUCAGGGCGUCUGUGCUCCUCACUGCCUCCUCACAUCUUCUCCUCAGCAGAGAGGGCCUACCACAUGAUGCUGCAGGAGCGACGCCCGCAAUGUUUCAUCCUCAGUGGGGAGAGUGGUUCUGGGAAGACAGAGGCUUGUAAACACAUAGUGAGACACCUGGCAGUGAGAUCCAGCCCCAAAGGCUUCUCUCUUGAGCCCAGGAUGAAUCAAGUGAACUGUAUCCUGGAGGCGUUUGGUCAUGCCAAGACUCCCAUGAAUGACAACUCCAGUCGCGUCAUCAAACUACUCAGCCUGCAGUACUGUGACAAGAGAAAGACACUACUCAGAGCGCGGAUAUACACAUACAUGUUGGAGAAGUCCCGGGUGGUCCACCUGCCUCGUCAGCAACACAACUUCAACAUCUUCUACCUGAUGGCUGAGGGCCUGUCGCCUGAAGAGAAGAGUGCCCUACACCUCAACAACGUCCUGUCUCACAGGUACCUGAGUGCAGGUGUUCCUGCAGAAGACUCCCCUCCUGUGGCCUCAGCUUCAACUCAGAGUAAAGACCGUCUCACUGCAAUCAAACAGGCCCUCAGAGCUCUGGGCUUCAACAAACUGGAGAUGGACAGUGUGUUUAUGCUGCUGUCAGUGGUGCUGCAAGUUGGGGACCUCAGCUUCAUUUCACUGACAGACGUUGAGACCGCCUACCCCUCCAACAUGCAGCUGCUUGAGCGAGUGUCUGGAAUGCUACAGGUGUGUUCUGAUGACCUUAGUUCUGCCCUCACCUCAGAUGUGCAAUACUUCAAAGGUGAUGUCAUCACACGGCGUCACACGGUGGAGAUGUCACAGCACUACAGAGACCAGCUGGCUAAAGCCCUGUACGGACGCCUCUUCAGCUACCUGGUCAACAACAGCAACUACUACCUACAGGGGCAAGACGACAACAUGGGAGACCCUGCUCUUGAGAUUGGAAUCCUGGACAUCUUUGGGUUUGAGGAAUUCCAGAGGAAUGGAUUUGAGCAGCUGUGUGUGAACAUGACCAACGAGCGUGUGAGGCUGUAUGUCUCCGAGGUGCUGUUCCAGCAGGAGCAGGCCGAGUGUCUACAGGAGGCCGUCGCCAUGGAGACGCUCCGGUCACCUGGCAACCAGCCUGCCAUUCUAGACUUUUUCUUCCAGAAGCCUCAAGGUCUGCUGUCUGUGAUGGAUGAGGAGAGUCAGUCGCUGAGGCCUACAGAACAGACGCUCUACAAGAGACUACAGACACACCUCGACAACACACCCACACACGGCAUCUCCCUGACAACCAAGGACGGCAAUGGAAACCCCCCACCCAUAGACCAGGGUCCUGCCUUCACUGUGAAACACUACGCAGGCCAAAUGGCCUAUGACCUCACAGGAUCCCUGGUGAAGAACAAGGACUCCCUCCCCCAAAACCUGCUACUGGUUCUGAAGUCCAGUGAGAGUGUGUUGGUGCAGCAGUUGUUCCAGUCCAAGCUGACCCAGACUGGGUCUUUGGUACCGGGCCAGGCCAGGAUGGCUCUGAGAGGGCCCAAAGCAGCACUUCUCCUAAACAGGAUGUCAUCACCUUCCACCCUGACCCCCGCAGGCCGCGAGCCUCGGAGGUACCUGGACCUCAACAAGCUCUUGAAGAAGAAGGGAGCAACAUCUUUCCUGCAGAGGCUGGAGAGGUGUGGUCCAGUUACGGUUGCUGUGCAGCUGAGGAACUCUUUGUCAGAUGUGGUCAGUAAGCUACAGGCGUGUACCCCUCACUUUGUGGAGUGUGUGCGCCCCAACAGCAGGUGCACGGCGGACUGCUUUGACAGUUUCCACGUGUCUACCCAGCUUCAGUACGUAGGGGUGCUGGAGAUGGUCCAGAUGAUCCGCUAUGGCUACCCUGUACGCCUGCCCUUCAACGGCUUCCUCACCAGGUACAGAGACCUAGUGGACACCACUCUAGCUGGCAAAAAGAAGCUGUCCUCGCAGGAGAAAUGUUGCUUUGUUCUGCAGCAGUGCAAACUCCAAGGAUGGCAGAUGAGCAGUAGUAAGGUGUUUCUGAGGUACUGGCAGGCUGACCAGCUCAAUGACCGCUGCCACCAACUACACAGGAAGAUCAUCACCUGCCAGAAAGUGAUCCGUGGCUGGCUGGCCCGACAGCGUGUGCAUCGUAGACUGUCAUCCCAACAGACGGAGGACUGCAGUGUCCAGAGGUUCCUCCAGGGGGCAGAAGACCAGGGCCUGCACACCUACGACCACCUGGUCAUCCAGAACGCCACCGACAUCGCCCGCGAAAGCGACCACCAGCGCUGCCAUGGCAACGGGUCACACGGCAACAGCCCGCCCCUCGGGGACAGGCCAGAGCCAGUUGGGAAAGAGGAGGACACACCCAAGAGGGUUGUGGAGAAGAGCAGAAGAAACCAAGAUGGCUCGGUUAGUGGGGGGAGCCGGACUAUCCGCCACUUCCGCUCCAGCUCAGUGCCCAUCCCCCUGGCUAUGGAGAACUUGGUACAUUACAGCCCUGGACCAUCCAUCAAAACAGCCCUGCAGCAGGUGGCCUAUAACAACGAGGAUGGGGGAGGAGGGCUCGCAUCGCCACGGAAACAGCCUCCCCCCAAACCCAAGCGGGACCCCAACACUCGUUUGAGUGCGUCGUACGAGGCGGUCAGUGCCGGACUGACCCUGGGACCCUCGAGAGAGAGUCCCACCCCUGAAGGCUGCGGGUCGCCUGCGGGGAGCCCCCCAAAAACACAGCUGUCACCUACGGAUGCUCUGUCCAAGCCGCGGCCCCACAGUGAUGACUACACGACCAUGAGGAAGGUGCCUCCUCCCAAGCCCAAGAGGAGCCCAAACACCAAGCUCACGGGCUCCUACGAAGAGAUCAACGCUGCCGGCAUUAACCUCCUCCAGCUGCGCCCUGCCGACGUCAAACUGGCCCUGCUGUCCCGCGCUGGGGGACUGGGGGGGGUGAUGCGGCACACAGCGUCUGUGGAUGGCCCACAGGCGGUGACACUGAGCCUGCACCAUGACCAGGAUGAGGAGGAUGUGUACAUAGAGAUGGUGGGGGCUCAUGCCAGGAGUUACAGUCUGGGAGGUGGCCACCAGGACCCCCCCAACAGCCCCCAGCAGGGAGAUGCCGAGGCCGUCUACGAGGAGAUGAAGUACUUCCUGCCCGAGGAGGUGGGACUUCCGGUGGGAAGCACGAUUGCCAUGGCGACAGCCGCUGGGAAGUUGGAGGUGUUAGGGUUGAUGUUAGGGUUGGGCUUGUCUCCGUCUCAGAUUGGGGAGGGAAAGAGGGCAGGGCUGGGGGGUCUAGCCACCACUAUGGAGGCCCAAACAUCUGCCACCGGAGGGGCCAGCAAUAUCCCUGCACCCUUCCCCAACCUGCUCCCACACCGCCCCCCUCUCCUGGUGUUCCCCCCCUCCCCCGUCACCUGCUCCCCUGCAUCUGAUGAGUCGCCCCUCACCCCUUUGGAGGUGAAGAAGCUGCCUGUGUUUGAAACCAACCUGAACUACGCCGGCCCAGACAGCCCCCUCUCCCCCCAGUACUCCCGCCAGCGUGCUGACUCCUCCCCCUCUCUCUCCGUCCUCCUCCCAGACAAGCCCACUCCUCCUCUCACCCCUCCUCCUCCUCCCCCCAAUGCCCUGCCUCCUCCCUACCGCCCCCCCUCCCACUUUCCUUUCCCCCCAGAGUCCAGCAUCCUCUCCCUUACCCGGGCUGCUUCCGUCACGGGAGGUGGCAGCUCGGACUCUCCCAAACCCUCCUACUCCUCCUCCUCUUCCUCCUCCUCUCAUAGGGCUGGAGGCGAGAAGCCCCCUCCCUACUCUCCGGCCAAGUCCACCCGUCCAGAGCCACGCCGUUCCCACUCCUGCUCCUCCUCGCCCCUGCUGUUCAACCCAGCCAACGGGAGACCCCUGACUAGCCCUCAGCCAGCCCUGGAUGAGCUCAACACCCUGUUUAGCUCUGGACGCAGCCUGCUCAAGAAGACCACUACAGGACGCAAGAUGAGGGAGGGAGGGUUCAACUCCAACAUCAACCUGCCAGGUAGAGAGGAGCACCCAGGCUCCACCCCCACCUCCUCGUCUCCGCAGCUACAGGACAGGAACGCCAACAACCACACACCCCCCUCCCCAAGCCCCACUCCCAUUGAGAACGGCAACCGGCUGUCCAACGGGUCAAUGGAAGAUGAGGGUCACACAAAGUCAAACUCUUCCAGCUCAUCGUCUCUGCACAGGCAUAUGGACAGCCAUCACACUCAGGUGAUCCAGCGUCUACGUGGAUGUGGGGGGGACGAGGCCGCCACCCUGGGGGAGUUGCUCCGCUGGCGCAGGGCGCUGUGUGAGGGGCGGGCCGACUGGAGGCACCAACAGGACGUCAACGGAACACCACAAACCCCACCCACCACACUGGUCAGGGCUAAUAGGAAGUCUUCUCCAUAGUGGGAGGAUGUCCAACCUGGGAUAUGCCCACUUUCAAUGUCUCACACUGCCUUUCUUGUCUGCCUCCUGCCACGCCCUCCUGCCCAUGUCUGCCACCCCAUUCGGCAAAGGACAGGUCUGAGAGAGAGGCAUUUCAUUGGCUAGGACUGCCCAACCCACAAGAGCAUUAACAGAUAAAGGAGGUAGAAAGGGAAUAGAGCAGCAAUCAGGAUCCACUUUAUCUUAUCUCUCUCUCUCUCUCUCUCUCUCUCUCUCUCUCUCUCUCUCUCUCUCUCUCUCUCUCUCUCUCUCUCUCUCUCUCUCUCUCUCUCUCUCUCUCUCUCUCUCUCUCUCUCUCUCUCUCUCUCUCUCUCUCUCUCUCUCUCUCUCUCUCUCUCUCUCUCUCUCUCUCUCUCUAACAAGCUGGAUGUAGGCUAACAGAGGAGAGGACUGUACAUACAAUAGUUGCUAUGUGGAAUGAGGUUUGCCUAUGUGUUUUCUGUCUGUAGUAAAUAUGGUGCACGUUCUCUCUCUAUCAAAGCCUACCAUGCAGUUACUGCUUACGCAACAUCUCCCAGCCCAAACCCCAAACCCCAAAACAUGGUGCUGAUGUCACUCUGUGUGAUGUUAUAUGUGUCAGGUGUGUGAUGCGCACUAGGAUGAAGCUGCCCCGGCCUAGACGCUGAUCUAGGGUCUGUUUUUGCCUUUACCCUCUGAUGCUCAUGGGGAAGGUAAGUUGAUCCUAGAUCUGUGCCUAUGGGCACAACAGAACAUGUGUGUACCCUUCCCUCCAGACAUGUCUGAAGUUUACAAGCGAGCCAAGGCCUUUAAACAUGUCCUGUGUUAAACCUCACUGCUCUGGCUUACAGACCAGUUAUCAUCUCUAGGACCAGGAGGUUUUCCUGACCAUGUGAUCUGACCAGGGAAAACUCCUGUCUCUAGUCUUCUGGACUCCUUCAGGUAUCAGCUACCGCUUUAGCCUCACGCUACACGGUGCUUUAGGUGCUUCUGUAACCCUGGCAACAAUAGCUCAGAGUUCAGGGGUCAGGAAAACCUCAGCGAUAUCCCAUCGUGCACUUGUUUCAUCCCCAGCUGGCCAACAGCCUUUCGCUUUAGCGCGAACAGAACAUCCACAACAGUAAAAAAAAAAAAAAUUAUGGCAGAUAUUACUGACUAGGCAAGACAAUAGCAGAGCUGUAUUUGACAAAGAUGGCCAUAGUAGCUAGUUCCUGUAGCUAGAUCACCUGUGAUCAGAUUGUAUCAAUGUCCUGUAAGGUUUUUACUGGGCUUAGUGCCAUACAACGGGACUCUAGGCCAGUCAACCUCAGCUAUGGCUGAUGUAUUUUACUGAUGUGUUUGUGUAGAGCACACAAACAGACUGAAUAAAGAACAGUGUAGAUGACCAAUGCACAACUAUCUGUCGCAGUCCCUCAAUUAACUACUUAUCUAGACUUAUUCUACAAACAUCUCAGAGAAAUAAGCUCUAAACCACAAUGGUACUUUCUUCAUAUUAGCGUCCCAUUUGAUAUGUUCUAUCUUGUGUAAAUCAAUGUUAGGAGCCUGUACACUUUUCUGUACAUUUCAAGGAUGCAACUGGAGCACAACAGAGUUCUCAUGUAAAGCUACCCCAUCCUCCUCAAUCACUCUCUUUAUUUCCCUCCCAAACCCUGCAAUAUCCCAACACCCCCCAAGAUACUGUAGGGGUCAGAGGGCAUUGCCAGGGUAACCUCCCUGUAAAUAAUGGCCUAUGUUUAAUUGUCAAAUGUUUUAAUUUACUAUAUCAGAAUAGCACAGAAAUGGGAAGAUGGAAAGGGAUUUGGAGAAUUGUCUAUAUGGCAGAUGGAGAGUUAUAUGAUUGUCUUGGGUUUAAUGCAAUGACUGAGGCAAAGAGAAGAGGUUUAUUUUAUAAGGUGAACACCUUUUUUGCGGAAUGAUUGUCUACUUCUAUGAAACUUCUUUAUACUGUAUUUAUUUAGUUUGUUUGUUUGUUUCCCUGCGAUACCAUUGUAAGACAAUAUUACAGUGGCUAAAGACUGAGGUUUCCAUCAUUUGUCUGAUGGUUGUUUGGAUGAUAAAUUGCACAAUAUUGAUGUUUGGUGGGGUUUCCACAUCGUAAAGGAGUAGCUAGAAGUUGCCCCUAACCACUGAUAUAGGAUCAGAUAUUUUAACAUCCCCCUAAUGGUUACGGUUAUGAUUGGGGAGGGUAAUCUGACCAUGGUAAAUUGGAUGGGUGUGCCUAUGCAAGCCGUUGGUUCUUAGAAGAUUGGUUUGACUGUAAAAGCCAGGAAGUAUCAAUAGCUCUGAUUGAUUUCUCAUUUACACUGAUCACCCUUCAACAGUCUGAUUGAUCCUGUAUUAGGAAUUAGCAGCGCCAUCACUAGCGCGUCCUUGGUUGUUGAUUGAGCCGUGUGUGAGUGUGUGUAUGUGAUAAGAAACACUACAUUUUCUACAGAAAUUGGGCAAAGAUCACAUCAAACAUUGACUAGGAGUGAGCCACUUAACCAGACCUUCUGAACACCCAAGCUCUGCUAACGACAAUGGAACACAGUAUUUCAAAGUGAUAGUGUUAAGAUACCAUGUCUAUAUGUGAUUGGACGAUGCUUUAGGAUUGGAACGGAGGUGAAACAACACGUCUGGAUAGAUCAAUACAGUUGGUCAUAUUGUAGUUCUACAUCAUGUACAUAUGACUAUUGGACAGAGCUGCCACAGUGCACACAGUAUACUCUACUUUCAUUGAGACAGUACCAGCCAAUACCAGUUUCCUACACACAAAAUAAAUCACUUCAUAUAGGUAGGUGUACCACUCCUACUCCGAUGUGCUGAGGUCCACCACUAAACAGGGUUAAGGUUCGUCCUGUUUUGUAUUGUGUCUAUUUAUCCCAUACUACUAUGAAUGAUUUAGUGAAGCAGUGAAAACAUGAUGAGGAUGAAGAGGUAUGCAUACUUUUUUAAGGCAUUUCAGACAGGAUGUUAGUUCUUUGUCUCUCUGCAUGAUCUGACCACUCAUCAUUUCCUCUUACCCACCGAUGCACGGCAGUUAACGCUUGAUAUUUGAAUAUCCUUUUACCCUUUACACUGUGAAUCACUGCACUGUCUCACACUGCCAUGUCACACCGCCAUUUCACACUGACAUUUCACACUGUCAUUUAAGACUGCCAUGUCUCCUAUGCGCUUGUCACCCUACCAUGUUUCCCCUUCCAAAGGAAACCUUAAAAUACAGUAAAAGCUACACACAUAUGUCCCCCAACCCCGAUCCCCAAUGUGUUUUCUGACUUCAACUGAUCUAAAGAACUAGCUACUGCCAUUUUUCAUUCAUAGUCAGGUCUCCCUCUCUUUGUCAUAAGGUUCCUAGACCAGAUGUCUGGUGCUAAAGCCAGUGCAGAAGGGGCAUUUUAAUGUUCUCAGUCCAUGUACAGUAUUCCAAUGAUACAUAUUUUAGCACAUAGGCAUAUCACAGCCUUGUUUUCAUAGUUGUUGUUUUCUUCCCCUUCUUUUUGACAGACAUACAGUAUAGUUUACCUGCAUACAUUGUGUUUGUGGAAAAUCAGAAUUAUAUAUGUGUUGUUUCAUGUUUUGUUUCCAAUGUUUUAUAAAUACCUGUACAGCAAUAAAGCACAAUUGUGCCCA